Paracoccidioides lutzii Pb01 is the source of this 465-nucleotide messenger RNA. RefSeq lists its product as hypothetical. Gene Ontology annotation, molecular function: ATP binding. The transcript has 2 exons. Gene Ontology annotation, biological process: regulation of mRNA processing; spliceosomal complex assembly. Bases 1 to 465 code for a protein of 154 amino acids. The record is from RefSeq and is a predicted model, not a curated record.
AUGCAAUCGUCAACAUCGAGCCUCAUUGUGCCGGAGGCCAGUGAUGUCUCUACCUAUGGUGAUUUUAUAGACCCCGAUGAUUACGAUAUUCUUGAGCAUUAUUCCGAGAACAUGGAUGAGCAUGAGUAUUAUCCCAUCUGCCUCGGAGAAAUUGUUGAAAAGAGAUAUCGUGUCGUGCAUAAAUUAGGUCAUGGGGCAUUUUCCACAGUCUGGCUAGCGCAUGAUCUUCAAAAGAAAGUCGAUGUUGCUCUAAAAAUUAGGACUGCUGACUGCGAAUGGAAUCAUGAAUUUCGCAUGCAAAAUGAAUUAUUCGACGUCUUAAGGACGCCGAUACCUCAAAUCUUCUUUUGUCGUGAUCGCGAUCGCGAUCAUCGCAUCCUCGUCUUCCCCGUGCGGGGUCCCAGUCUAAGUUCACCUCACACAGACAGAAUGCCGAUGGCUACUCGCAUGUCCGCUGCUAAGUAG